CGCAUUUAAAAUUACCACUUCCUUGUGUGCUGGUGGUACCCGAAAAGUUUUUAUUUACUUACAAGUCAAAGAGAAGCACACAAGUACUUUUAAUUUUUCCCUAUAAACAUGAGGUCAAUGGUACUUUGAAUUUGCAUUUUUCGGAAAUUAUGUGAUAAAAAAUGGCAUUUUUAUGCCCUGUGAGGAUCAGACGGGGUAAAAAGAAAAAGGCCUCCAGUGUAGAUCUAGAAAAAGAGUUGGGCCGUACCAACAAUGGAGUCACUCCGGGCAUGGGCCGGAUCACCGGAUCCGCAAGCAUAGAAACUUUAGUCCGGGUUGGAAUCGAAAAAGAACACGGACUUUCACCGGAUUCGAAAAUGGUCGUCCUGCAUGACUUCACUCCUUGUGUGGACGAUGAACUCGAAGUUAAACGAGGACAGAUUGUCAACAUCUUAUACAGAGAAAACGAUUGGGUCUAUGUCAUAUCUCCGGAUACAAGGCAAGAAGGCUUCAUUCCCUUCUCCUAUUGCACUCCUUAUACUAAUCAUUUGGCCGAAAUGGCCAUUAAAAAGAAGCUACCGCGUGAUACUCACUUAAAUGAUGGCUCUGAAAGUAAUCAUGACUGUGAUGGCCCGAUUUUGGACAAUAGCGACUGUGAUUCUUUGGGCAAAACGAAGCAGGAAACUGGAGCUAUUAGUCCUGUCAGUAUCCAUUCGGAGCCUGAUAUGAUACCGUUUAGUAAAGAUCCUUCCGGGAGGUAUAUUGUGCUUUAUACGUUUAUUGCCAGGGAUGAGAAUGAUGUUUCAGUGGAGAGAGGAGAGUUUGUGACUGUACUUAACAGAGAAGAUCCAGAUUGGUACUGGAUAGUCAGAAGUGAUGGACAAGAAGGCUUCAUUCCGUCUGGAUUUGUAUAUCCAGCAGAUAAUGUAGUUCAAGGUAAUCUCAACACCCAAACCCAACACAGCAACUUCCAAAACCAAACAAAUCCACAUACAAUUGCCUCGUCCAGUGCCGACGAUUUGAGGUACCACGGUACUGAACUAGUGAUGCUCUACGACUACAAGGCGCAAGCGCCUGAUGAUUUGACAGUUAGAAGGGGUGACUGGAUUUAUGCUGAUUUGAACAAUCAAACUGUUGAUGGUUGGUUAUGGGCCUACGCUCCUAAAACCAGAAAGUAUGGGUUUAUUCCUAAAGCUUAUGCCAGACCGCCUGCUAUGACCAGUUUAUAAUUGCUUAUAUAUUUUGUUGCUUUUUUGUUCUCAAAUCUUGU
Messenger RNA from Ceutorhynchus assimilis (cabbage seed weevil), 1249 nucleotides. NCBI's taxonomy places the organism in Eukaryota, Metazoa, Arthropoda, Insecta, Coleoptera, Curculionidae. The record is from the annotation of a GenBank genome assembly.